AUGUUUGCAGCUAUCGCAUCGGGAAACCCUAUCCAAUUAUCUGUUGAAGUUCCCAAUUCCAAUGGGCUACAGCAUACCAUUGUGCUAUCCUCGACGAAACCAAAGUUAUAUUCACACAUAUCCUUAUUUGUACUUCCGAAUGUUACAUUUCCUGCAAACUAUAUUGCUACUGUCUACUUCAAACUAAAUCCAAAUGAGGAAUUCAAGUUAUUUGGUUAUUUAGACGUUGAGAAACCAAGUGCUAUCUUUAAGGUGAAACUGCCCAACAGCGGUCAUACUCCAGCUCCGGUUGGAGAUGGAUUGGGAGAAAUUGACAUGGACACAGAAGAAGCACCAUCACUUGGUACCACAAGCAACAUAUCAGAAUUAAUUAUUGGUAUUUCCAUCGAGCCCAGAGAUAUAGGUUUACCUAGAUUAGAAGAAUGGAAGGCCGAGCGUAGUGCUUCUGCGAAUAGUUCAUCUUUGAUUGUUGCAAGAUCUGGAGCAGCAAGAGGUAUUAACACGGUUGGUCAAUUGGCUUCUGUGUACCCUAUUCUAACGCAGGAUCUAGCAGCUAAAAUAGUUCAACAUGCUUAUAAUUAUCUAUCAGGGUUUUUAGAUAUGAACGGUAAUGUAUCCAUCAAAAGAUUUGAUACAUGGUGGGAUAAAUUUAAGAACAGACUCGCGAACGACGGAUCGUUCUUAGAUGAAGUUACUAGUAAUUAA
Molecule: messenger RNA, 705 nt
Organism: Tetrapisispora phaffii CBS 4417
Lineage: Eukaryota; Fungi; Ascomycota; Saccharomycetes; Saccharomycetales; Saccharomycetaceae
Gene: OPI10
Product: Opi10p
Exons: 1
Coding region: 1-705 (234 amino acids)
Biological process (GO): protein import into nucleus
Cellular component (GO): cytosol; nucleus
Molecular function (GO): nuclear import signal receptor activity
Source: RefSeq, a predicted model, not a curated record